Molecule: messenger RNA, 708 nt
Organism: Ciona intestinalis (vase tunicate)
Lineage: Eukaryota; Metazoa; Chordata; Ascidiacea; Phlebobranchia; Cionidae
Source: RefSeq, a predicted model, not a curated record
GGCUUCUAUUCGCAAUAAAACAAUAGCACUUAAUUAAAUUAUAAGUAUUUACAAAGCAACGACGUAAAGCUGCGUACUAAGACCUACCGUUUGAUGUUUCUUCAAAUAUUCUUCGAUACCAACGUGGGAUCGAACUUCUUCGUCAACUUUUCGUUUUAGUGUCUGUAAAAAAGAGAGUUAAUACAACAGCAGUUUUAGAGAAAACCGCUCCCCAAUAUUCCUCACAUCAUUGCAUGAAACGUGGUGAGACAGAAAUACGGUCAGCAAGUUUUCGUGGAGAAAUUUUCCUUUUUAGCUUAAUCUGGUGACGUAACCAGAGAGAAUCGUAAAGAUGGCUGACAGAUUGUGGUGCAAAGCGGUUUUCACUGGUUAUACUCGAGGUCUAAGAAACCAACAUGAACACACAGCUCUGCUGAGAAUCGAAGGCGUGACCAACAAGGAAGACACCGAUUUCUACCUUGGAAAGAAAUGCGCUUAUGUUUACAAGGCAAAGAGGAAAACUAAGACCCCAAGAGGAGAGCCAAACAAAACCCGAGUUAUCUGGGGUAAAGUGACCCGCUCCCAUGGUAACAGUGGAGUUGUGAGAGCCACUUUCAAAACCAACUUACCAGCUAAAGCAAUCGGGCACAGAAUUCGAGUGAUGAUGUACCCAUCCAGAAUUUAAAAAGCCUCGAUUGUGACUGGUGCAAAUAAAACUACUGAUCAUAA